This is a messenger RNA of Aspergillus japonicus CBS 114.51, 1167 nucleotides long. RefSeq lists its product as uncharacterized. The transcript has 4 exons. Bases 1 to 1167 code for a protein of 388 amino acids. Lineage: Eukaryota; Fungi; Ascomycota; Eurotiomycetes; Eurotiales; Aspergillaceae. The record is from RefSeq and is a predicted model, not a curated record.
AUGACAUCCAGUGCGAACACCUGGGUGUGGUUUGCAGUGGUGCUGCUGAUCACACUCAUGCGAUUUGUCUCCCGUGCCUUGCAAGUGGGUUCCAUCCGUAACCUGCAGAUCGAGGACUAUGUGAUGCUGGUGACAGUGAUUCUCUACAUACUACUCACGGUCUUCCUCAUACUUGUCGCCCAGCAUGGAACCAACGAAAUCCCCAUGAACCAGGUCGACACUAUCGACCCCGCCACCAUCCCCGAUCGCAUUCUGGGCAGCAAAAUGGUCAUCGUGGUGGAACAGAUGUGGUUGGGGACGAUCUGGGGGUGCAAGGCGUGUCUGCUGCUGCUGUACUCGACCAUGACUAAGGGCCUGACGCAGCACAAAUGGGUCAAAGGCAUCAGCCUCUUCUGCACGGUGUGCUUCCUGCUGAUCGAGAUCCUCUUCUUCGGCGGCUGGUGCCACCCGUUCUCCGCGUACUGGAGCGUGCCCCCGAAGAGCGUGCAGUGCUCGGUGUACCGCAACCACCUCAUUCUCUCGCUGGCACUCAACGUGGCCACGGACCUGAUGAUCAUGGCGAUCCCGCUGCCGCUGCUGAUCAAGGCCAAGCUCAACCUGACGAAGAAGCUGACGCUGCUGGGGGUGUUCUCGCUGGGGGCGUUCGUCAUCCUGUGCUCGAUCCUGUCGAAAUACUACUCGAUCUCGCAGCCGUACGGCGACGAGUGGGUGGACUGGUACGUGCGCGAGGCCGCGACGGCGGUGAUCGUGGCCAACCUGCCCCAGACGUGGACGCUGUUCCGGCGCAUGUUCAACCUGAAGGGGUUCCUGCACCACUCCUCGUACGACCGCAGCAGCCGCACGCGCAGCCGCAAGACGAGCAAGUUCACCAGCCGCUUCGACAGCUCCACCAUCCACCUGUCGCGCUUCCGCAACCACGGCGACAAGUCGCAGCUGCGCUCCACCAUCGACCGCACCGAGUCCGGCGAGCGCAUCCACGACACCCGCCUGGAGAUCUGGGAGCAGCGCCAGUUCCACGUCACCAACGAGGCCGAGGAGGAGGCCACCCGCCACAGCCCCAGCCUGAGCGAGAGCAGCAGCGCCCGCAGCAUCGACUUCGAGGCCGCCGCCAGUUUCCCCGUGCCCCACGUCAAAACGACGGUCACGACCACCACGACGCCGAUGUAA